AUUGCCGGAAUUGAUGCGUGAAUAUUUCGGAUUUUCAGAGUUCAUUAAAAGAUUCUCACUGCAGAAGGACUGUGAAAAUGUCCCCAGGAUAGUGAGAGUGGAAUCCCCUAGGAAUCGCUUUGAAUGUUCGCCGCUCCAGUGGAACAUAACCUCAACACGUGUUUUAAAAACAGUGCUGAUGCUGGCCGAUGCAGGCUCUUCUAAUGCUGUUUAAUUACAAUUCGUAAAAUGACACGUCUGUUCAAGAACAUCAAACUAUUCAAUGCGCUCAAAAUUCCUGUCAGGUACAAAAAUCCGUCUGAUCAUUGGUCUAUGUUGAAAAGGAAAAAGCCAUCCACCAAGAAAGCACUCGAUCACUUUGAUGACUUUUACCAAUCGGUUUACGGUAGUGAUUGGGCAAACAUUAGGUCAGCACUUCUCUCUGAAAACAACAAAUAUAUUGCUGUCCUCAAUAAUUUCAGUGAUACUGAGAGGAUUUGUGAAGAAUUACAAGCUCUAGGUGCAAUGAAUCUAAAAGACAUUUAUGAAGCAUCCAAAAAAAACCUCGAGUUACAUCAAGCACUACGAGAAAACAAAGAGGUUGAUGUUGAGAAGCUGGAUAAAAACAUGGGUGAUAUUUUAUCCGACGAGAAAAUGAAGCACUCCUUUUACCCAGAAUCUUAUCAGGUCCCCAGAGAAUUAGAUAAUGUAGAACGUGAAGAUGUUAGCUCCUUCAAACCUGUCCAAAUGCAGUCCAUUGAAAAAGAUCAGUACAUAGCGAAUGAUCGUAAUCGUAUAAUAAGUUCUUCAGCAGGUGUAUCAGCAUCUCAAUUAUUUGAGUAUGUCCCUGCAACAAAAAUAAAAGGAAAGGAUGAUUUUGUUUUGGAGUCUGAGCAUUACGGCUACUAUACACAAGGAGCUGAUUUUGUUGUCAAGAAAGAAGAAGAAGAUUGUCUGAACUUUCCUGAGAAACUGUUACUUUACACAUUUGAAGAAGGAAGUUCUAUGAAGUUUCCAAAGGCUAAAAAUGGAAGCACUAAGGUUUUAGAUUACUUUGUUCUGGAUGGUGCUUCGGUUUUACCUGUUCUAUCUCUAGAUUUGCAACCAGGAGACACAGUUUUGGAUAUGUGUGCAGCCCCUGGUGGAAAGAUCAUGACAGCUUUACAAACUUUAAAUGCUCGUUUGAUAAUUGCCAAUGAUAUUCAAGAAUCAAGGAUAAAUAGGAUAAAUAGAUUUAUGCAAGAAUUGCUACCGAGCAUAGGAGAUUGGGAUAAAAGGUUCUUUAUUACACAAAGUGAUGCAAGAUACAUUGAGGACAAAAAUAUUUACAAUAAGAUCUUAGUCGACGUACCCUGUACAACAGACAGACACGUUCUUCACGAAGACGACAAUAACAUUUUCAAAUCAACUAGAGUAAAAGAAAGAUUGAGGUUGCCCGAAAUACAGUGCGACAUUUUAAAGAAUGCACUAAAAAUCGCAAUCCUUGGCGGUACAGUUGUGUACUCGACGUGCUCUUUGAGUCCCAUUCAAAAUGACGGUGUUGUUCAAAUGGCUCUUAAAAAAGCUUUCGAAGAAUCUAACGUCCUCUAUGUCGUAAAAGAUCAAACGCGUGCAUUGAAACCUCUGCAAUUUUUGUACAACUUUGGAGAUAAUGGACUAAAAUACGGCCACAUUGUUGUUCCUUCUAAAAGCAGAAAUUGGGGCCCAAUGUACUUUUGUAAAAUGGUCAGGGUCCAGUGAGACAAUUAGAAUACAUUAUGUCAUAGAAUUUAUUUUAGAAGAGUGAAAAAAUAUUGAAAUUGUUCAGCUAAAUUAUACAUCAUAGACUAACUGUAUAGAUCUCUUAUAACUAUAUAUAAAUAAUUACAAAUCCUUAAACUUUUAUAUAUUUUCACAAAAUAAUUAUCUAACGUAAAUGCCCCAUAUACAACACGCGCGUGUAUUUACUAUAUAUUGAAUAUAAAAUGUAAAUACAAUUGAUUUGUACUGUUUGUUGAACUAUAUAUGCGACGAAAACAUAGUCGGUACAAAAUGGAAACAAAGAGCGAUAGAACUAUACAUAUUCUAACUAUUUUUCUCGUUAUAAAAUACUAAUUGUAAAAAUGCCAUUAUUUAUAAUACGAAAUUCAUGAAAAUCUUUUCUUACUGGGACAUUUACAGAUUUUUGUUUACUCAGAAGAAAGACGUUUGCCAUAACAAUUACUCAUUUUUUGAAGUUAUAUCUCAUCUAUUAAUGUCUUGCUUCUUUUAAAGGAACUGUUUGCUCUGGCCUCUCCGUGUCGUGGUUUGACGACUUGACCUUGUUCCAGGGUUGCUCCUCUCCGACGCCAAACAUUGUAUAAAUCAACAUCUCGAUAAUGUAUAGACCUACUGUUACGAAGAAUAUCACCCUCCAAGCCUCAAUGGUUUGCUGUAAAUAGACAAGUUUGUUAAAUUUGUAUAUGUAUUAAACAAAUGUUACGUAUAAUUAAUCGAUAUAACGCUUCA
Molecule: messenger RNA, 2466 nt
Organism: Nasonia vitripennis (jewel wasp)
Lineage: Eukaryota; Metazoa; Arthropoda; Insecta; Hymenoptera; Pteromalidae
Product: 5-methylcytosine rRNA methyltransferase NSUN4
Exons: 9
Coding region: 229-1719 (496 amino acids)
Biological process (GO): rRNA methylation
Cellular component (GO): mitochondrial large ribosomal subunit
Molecular function (GO): methyltransferase activity
Source: RefSeq, a predicted model, not a curated record